AUGGCGAGGAGCCCCCUCCACGUUCUGCUGUACGUCCUCGCCACGGUGGCCGUGGCCGCGGCCGCGGCAGCGGAAACGGCGGUGCACAAGCCGCCGCCGACCACCAACGUCACCUCCGACGAGGAGUACUGGGCGAAGCGCGCCGAGGAGGCCCGCGCGUACAGCCGCGCCGCGUACGUCGCCGAUCCCGUCGCCGAACUCAACCGCUUCAACCAGGACGUGCAGCGCGCCACGGCGCGCCGUUCCCUCGCCCGUUACCGCGGCCCCUGCCUGGCCACCAACCCCAUCGACCGGUGCUGGCGCUGCCGCUCCAACUGGGCCAGCGACCGCCAGCGCCUCGCCACCUGCGCCCGCGGCUUCGGCCACAGCGCCAUGGGCGGCGCCGGCGGCAGGACGUACGUGGUGACCGAUCCCAGCGACGACGAGCUCAUCAUCCCCAAGAAGGGCACGCUCCGGUACGGCGUGAUCCAGGACCGCGCCCUGUGGAUCGUCUUCGCACGCUCCAUGGUGAUCAAGCUCUCCCAGGAGCUCAUCGUGAACAGCAACAAGACCAUCGACGGGCGGGGCGCGCAGGUGCACAUCACGGGCGCGCAGAUCACGCUGCAGGGGGUGAAGCACGUGAUCAUCCACGGCGUGCGCAUCCACCACUCCGUCCCGCACUCCGGCGGCAUGAUCCGCGACUCCAAGCACCACUACGGGCACCGCACGCGCAGCGACGGCGACGGGAUCUCCAUCCUCUCCUCCAGCAACAUCUGGAUCGACCACGUCUCCAUGUGGAGCUGCGCGGACGGGCUGAUCGACGUGGUGAGCGGCUCCACCGCCAUCACCGUGUCCAACAGCCACUUCACCAAGCACGACCACGUGAUGCUCUUCGGCGCCAGCAACUCGGAGACCCAGGACGCCAUGAUGCAGAUCACGGUGGCGUUCAACCACUUCGGCAAGGGGCUGGUGCAGCGGAUGCCCAGGUGCAGGUUCGGCUUCUUCCACGUGGUGAACAACGACUACACGCACUGGCAGAUGUACGCCAUCGGCGGCAACCGGGACCCCACCAUCAUCAGCCAGGGGAACCGCUUCAUCGCGCCCGACGACGGCAACGCCAAGGAGGUGACCAAGCGGGAGUACGCGCCCUACAGCGAGUACAAGGACUGGGUGUGGAAGUCGCAGGGGGACGUCAUGAUGAAUGGGGCCUUCUUCAACGAGUCCGGCGGCCAGAACGAGCGCAGGUACGGCCAGAUGGACUUCAUUCCGGCCAAGAACGGCAAGUAUGUCGGAAAGCUCACGCAGUUCGCCGGCACGCUAGGAUGCCGCGUCGGCAAGCCGUGCUGA
This is a messenger RNA of Lolium rigidum, 1326 nucleotides long. RefSeq names its product pectate lyase-like. The record is from RefSeq and is a predicted model, not a curated record. The transcript has a single exon. NCBI's taxonomy places the organism in Eukaryota, Viridiplantae, Streptophyta, Magnoliopsida, Poales, Poaceae. Gene Ontology annotation, molecular function: pectate lyase activity. The coding region runs from base 1 to 1326 and encodes 441 amino acids.